AUUAAAAGACAGAACUGCAUGGCGCUGUGGCUGCUGCACGUGAUGGACGUUGACAGUUUGUGAUUGUAUCACAGAUUCUAUGAUUAAAAGACGAGUUUACAACCACGGUACUACAAAUUAUGGAGGAGCCCACAACAUUUGAGCGACAUGUGUACAAAAACGCCUCUGUGUAUCACUAUAUGAAGAUAUCCCUAGAUUUGGAGAAUGGAAAGAGAAGUUUUUCUAACGCACAGUUUAAACAGUUGAUCAUUUCUGCUCUUAAGGAGCUGUAUGGAGAGGUUGGAGCUGCAUUUCCAUUUGAUUUGCUUAAGUUCGAUCCGAGCUCGCUAACAGCUAUACUGCGUGUGUACAACAAGGGGCUGGUGAAACUGUGGAGUGCUUUGACGUUGCUGGGAUCCUAUCAGAAUGAGGCUUGUGCUUUUAGGGUCAUACAGGUGUCACCUUUUUUGCUAGCUUUGUCUGGAAAUAGCCGAGAACUGCAAUUCGGCGAGAGUUCGACAUCUUGAGGAGGGCCUACAGAACACAUACCUUGGAAAAAUGACGAUGA
Triplophysa rosa is the source of this 547-nucleotide messenger RNA. RefSeq names its product ribonuclease P/MRP 14 subunit (gene rpp14). The transcript has 6 exons. The record is from RefSeq and is a predicted model, not a curated record. NCBI's taxonomy places the organism in Eukaryota, Metazoa, Chordata, Actinopteri, Cypriniformes, Nemacheilidae. The coding region runs from base 120 to 506 and encodes 128 amino acids. Gene Ontology annotation, cellular component: ribonuclease P complex. Gene Ontology annotation, biological process: tRNA 5'-leader removal.